AAGUGAUGGAGUUUGUCGGAAGUGUUUUGCAGUGACCCACUGGAGGACGGCGGAGCGAGAGGGAGGUGAUUAAAUAGCGUUUUCUUCAUGAAAUAACGCGAAAGCUUUGAUAUUUCAUCAAGCAAGUCAUUAUGUGGUACGAAAUUUUGCCCGGCUUUGCCAUCAUGACCGCUUGUCUGAUGGUUCCUGGGAUGGCGACGGCUCAGAUUCACAAGUGGACGAACGGCGGAAAGGAAAAGCGAACUGCCCGGUACCCCUACCAGUGGUACCUGAUGGAGAGGGACAAGCGCGUGUCAGGUGUGGGUGUGUAUCACAAAUCCAAGGGUUUAGAAAACAUUCACUGAAGGCUCCGAGCUCUGCAACACCAGCUGCAAAUCGGAUGUUUGAUUUUCUGGACCUAUUGUACAUUAAUAAAAUUCUAUUGAUCACA
Messenger RNA from Lepisosteus oculatus (spotted gar), 430 nucleotides. RefSeq names its product NADH:ubiquinone oxidoreductase subunit A1 (gene ndufa1). Lineage: Eukaryota; Metazoa; Chordata; Actinopteri; Semionotiformes; Lepisosteidae. The record is from RefSeq and is a predicted model, not a curated record.